AUGCCCAAGGACGCCAAAUCCGACGCCGAAUGGCGCAAAACAUUAACCAACUUCGCAGCCUCCAAGGCAAGGACUUUGCCUCGAGGGUGUGCUCCGCCGAAGACUUCUAAAUGGUACGACGAGUUCCAGAAGAUCCUCAAGUGUCCAUUUGGGACUAGCCACCCCCUCAAACCUAAGGAAGUUCGUGGCUGUGAAUGUGGUUACCACCCUACGGUCAAGGACGACACCAAAAGACCCGAGCCUUCGAUCGACACCAAAGCGACGAUUGGUGGUGCUGGUCCUGUCGCUAGUAUCGCUGGGACCAAUCUGGAGCGGGUAGUGUCCAAGGAGCUAAGUGCUGCUAUGCCGAGGAAGCCUGAAGGUCUCACUGUAGCCGAUGUUAGAGAU
Molecule: messenger RNA, 387 nt
Organism: Perkinsus marinus ATCC 50983
Lineage: Eukaryota; Perkinsozoa; Perkinsida; Perkinsidae
Exons: 1
Source: RefSeq, a predicted model, not a curated record